This is a messenger RNA of Toxotes jaculatrix (banded archerfish), 2238 nucleotides long. It is a transcript of the gene ccr9a, whose product is annotated as chemokine (C-C motif) receptor 9a. Gene Ontology annotation, biological process: G protein-coupled receptor signaling pathway; chemotaxis; immune response. Gene Ontology annotation, cellular component: membrane. Lineage: Eukaryota; Metazoa; Chordata; Actinopteri; Toxotidae. The record is from RefSeq and is a predicted model, not a curated record. Bases 197 to 1318 code for a protein of 373 amino acids. Gene Ontology annotation, molecular function: scavenger receptor activity; chemokine receptor activity; chemokine binding. The transcript has 3 exons.
CGGCGGGCUUGCAGUGGGUCUGCUCCUCCCCUCUGUGUCUGUAACUUCUGCUUUGACUCGCCUCGUCUCUGAACGUCACUCUGUGGUUUAACGGAUUCAGACUCUACAAAACUCCAAACUGUGAGACGCUGCUGAGACGAACAGACGUCUGACUGUCACUGAAUCACCUCAUUGAUAUAAGAAAGAAUCUGAUCACAUGACCUCCAUGGAUGACAUCAUGAACAUCACAGCCUUCACCACUGAGGACCCGUCUGUAAUCAGCGCCUCGCCCACCACCGAAGAGGACUACGACUAUGUGGCCCUGAUGUGUGACCGCGCGUCCGUGCGGGAGUUCAGGGGUCAGUACGAGCCGCCGCUCUUCUGGAUCAUCACCCUGGUGGGUGGAGCUGGGAACCUGGCUGUGGUGUGGAUCUACCUGAACUUCCGGCGGAGACUGAAGACCAUGUCAGACGUGUACCUGCUGAAUCUGGCGGUGGCCGACCUGCUGUUCCUGGUCACGCUGCCGCUGUGGGCGGCCGAGGCAUCGCACGGCUGGAACUUUGGCCCCGCCCUCUGCAAGCUGAACUCUGCCCUGUACAAGGUGAACCUGUUCAGCAGCAUGAUGUUGCUCACCUGCAUCAGUGUCGACCGUUACAUCGUCAUCGUGCAGACCACCAAGGCACAAAACUCUAAGAUGGAGCGGCGCCGCUGCAGCCUGCUGGUGUGCCUGGGGGUGUGGCUUCUGGCUCUGCUGCUUGCCAUGCCGGAGUUUGUGUUUUCCAACACCAAAAACGUGGACAUGCAACAGUACUGCAGGCUGGUGUUCCCUUCUGACCUGGGCAACCACACCAAGAUCCUGGUGCUGUCGCUGCAGGUGAGCAUGGGCUUCUGCCUGCCCUUCAUCAUCAUGGCCUUCUGCUACAGCGUCAUCGUCGCCAAGUUGCUCAAGACCCGAAAUUUCCAGAAGCACAAGGCCAUGCGCGUCAUCCUGGUGGUGGUGGUGGUGUUUGUAAUGUCGCAGCUGCCCUACAAUGGCAUCCUAGUGAUGGAGGCCGCGCAGGCCUCCAACAUGACCAUGACGGACUGCGAGGAGAUGAAACGCUUCGACAUGGUGGGACAGGUGCUGAAAAGUCUGGCCUACAUGCACGCCUGCCUCAAUCCCUUCCUCUACGCUUUCGUGGGCGUGCGUUUCCGCCGCGACAUGAUGCAGCUUCUGCGCAGCUGCGGCUGCAGGCUGCCGACCAACAAGAGCCAGCUGAGCAAGACCAGCAGGAUUCCGCUGAGCUCAACACGAGGCUCGGUGAUGUCCGACGACACCUCGCAGGCCAUGUCCCUGUAAAGCACGACUGAAGAACUCCCAUCUGUGCUGCAGCAGCUGUGAUGCUCCCACACCACUGCUCAUCACUGCUCAUCACCCCCAUCACCCCCCAUAACCCCAUCACCCCCAUCACUCCCCCGUCAAUUCAGCUUCAAACUGCUUUAAACUCUGGAAACAUCCAAUGUGUCUGCUGCUGCCUUUUAAAGACUUCCUACCAAAUUCAGAGCGACAGGGUGGAGCUGAGAGACUGACCAAUUCAAACCACAGAACUGUUCACCUGGAAUCAAAAACAUGCAAAGCCUUGAAUGUACAAUCUCGACAUCGUAAAUCUCAUUUCCAGAACUUUUUCAAUAACCUUUCCCAGGACUUUCUCAGGACUGUUUCCAGGACUUUCUCAGGACCUGCCUCUCUGUUAAAUGUGAAAUUCUUUUCAGCUACAAACUGUGAGACUUUUAGCUGCUGUUAUUGGAGAGUUUUGGGUCAUAUGACCUAUGUUUCCCUCACAUGUUGACUGUGUUGCAUCUUCCUGUUCGAACAGGAAAUGCAUCACAUGAAGGAAGGAAGGAAGGAAGGAAGGAGGGGCCUGUAAAUUCAGCCUCCGCUGCGUCUCUGUCAGGUCAUUUUUUUCUGUUGUAUUUGUUUAAUAAAACACGGUCAGAUUGUUUGGUUGAACACUUCCUUCACACACAACUUGUCCUUUACUGUCAGACUGUGGACAGCCACUGAACAGUGCUGCUAACAGAUGCUAACAGACGCAGCAGGAUGCUAACAUGGAUGUUUGUUUUCUGAUGUAAAUAGUUUGUCAGGAUGUUUUUUUUGUUGUGUACAUAAACGUGGAUCAUGUUUGUGGUUUCACACUGAAGUGCAUGUGAAUGUUCCUUCAUGUGUUAAAUGUUUUUUCGUGUCUGGUGAUAAUCAUUAAAGUGCGAGUAAAACACGCA